CUCGAGACCUAACUCUCAUCAUGCACCCCCGUACGAUCGAGCCCUGGUGUUGCUACAUAACCGACAUGUCAGGAGAGGAUGGCGAGUCUUCUGAGCAUCCAGAGAGACCGCCAUCGUUUCAAAGAGCUCUCCUGGCCGGGGCCAUCUCUGGUGUGGCGGUAGAUUUCAUCCUCUUUCCACUGGACACUGUCAAGACUCGGAUACAAUCGGCUCAAGGCUUUGUCAAGUCUGGAGGGUUCAAAGGCGUUUAUAAUGGCGUGGGAAGUGUUGGCAUAGGGAGCGCUCCUGGAGCGGCCUCAUUCUUCGUGACGUAUGAAGCCUUGAAGAGCCGAUUGCCAAAGACAUUUGAUACCCUGGCCACCUCCCCUGGGCUCAAUCAUUUAGUUUCAGCAUCGGGUGCCGAGUUCAUGUCAUGUCUUAUCCGAGUCCCUACCGAAGUCAUCAAGUCCCGCACACAGGCUGGGACUUACGGCAAGGGCAAAUCGUCAUUACAUUCUGCCAUUAUGACAGCUCGUAAUGAAGGUAUCAGAGGCUUUUAUCGAGGAUUCGGCAUAACCAUUGUCCGAGAGAUUCCAUUCACGUCAAUCCAAUUUCCCCUCUAUGAAGGAUUGAAGACUCAGCUCUCGGUCCAAUACCUUGAUGGCAAGCGUCCGACACCAGUGCAGGCCGCUCUGUGUGGAAUGAUAGCAGGAGGAACAGCUGCUGCUUUGACGACACCGCUGGAUGUAGUCAAGACCAGAGUUAUGCUGGAGGCGCAGGCGGCGAAAGGUUCCCAUAGACCGUCACCCUCAGUGCUGUCUUUCCCGCCUCGACUCGUCGCCAUCUUUCGUAAUGAGGGGAUCAAGGCACUAUUUGGUGGUUGGCAACCACGGACAUUGGCCAUCUCAUUUGGUGGAGCCGUCUUCCUUGGCAUUUACGACUUUUUUGUGCACUGGGGUCUGCCUCGAGGCACGAUCCAACUGCCAGAUGCAUAGGAAACACUAUGAGAAUGCCGCAAUGCCCGUAAUGGAUUUGCCGAGAAUAAGAGCUGAGCGUUAGUAUGGAUUUCAAGCACCUGAAGCCUACUGUGGAUAUCAUGGGUGCCUUCGUAGGUAGCAGUGACUUGAAGAUUGGCAACAUGUCGACCCAAGUGGUACCUUUCGUUAAUACUGCUCACAAUGGCUCUCACUCAUCGGCACAAGCGUUGCCU
Molecule: messenger RNA, 1189 nt
Organism: Kockovaella imperatae
Lineage: Eukaryota; Fungi; Basidiomycota; Tremellomycetes; Tremellales; Cuniculitremaceae
Product: putative S-adenosylmethionine transporter
Exons: 7
Coding region: 21-974 (317 amino acids)
Biological process (GO): transmembrane transport
Cellular component (GO): mitochondrial inner membrane
Molecular function (GO): S-adenosyl-L-methionine transmembrane transporter activity
Source: RefSeq, a predicted model, not a curated record